Messenger RNA from Drosophila bipectinata, 1146 nucleotides. RefSeq lists its product as uncharacterized. Gene Ontology annotation, biological process: multicellular organism development; cell differentiation. Gene Ontology annotation, molecular function: protein binding. The record is from RefSeq and is a predicted model, not a curated record. NCBI's taxonomy places the organism in Eukaryota, Metazoa, Arthropoda, Insecta, Diptera, Drosophilidae.
AUGAACUCCAUUAUCCUGGUGACGGUCUUGAGCAUCCUUGAAGGGGUUGUGGGAAAACUCCCCAUGUCCCAUUCACCGAUGCCCGAUUGGCGGUACAGUGAUCACCACUACACCAGCGCCCAGUAUGCCAAGAUCCUGGGGGAAUCCGGCCUGGAGCAGGACAAGGAGGACAAUGGCUUGAAUCUGAACGCUCUGCAGAUCCAAUAUGUGGACUAUCAACCGCAUUGCAUGCCCGGCGGCAUUCCAGUUUGUGCCACAAAUGGCACCGAUAACUUUUACUUUGAAAACGAAUGCCAUUUGGAGGCACACAACUUGAAAAUGUUAUUCCAACACGGAACUGAACUGGAGCCCACGGAUCUGGAGAGGUGUACUCCACCCUGUCAGGCCAUGAAAUGCACGAAAAUCAAUCGUCCUGUUUGUGCACUGGCAGAAAUUAUUAACUCGAAACCCCAAACUUUUGUCAAUGAAUGCGAAAUGAAGAGAUACGGCUGUGAAAGAAAAUUGGUCGUGCGUAUUCUGCACCAAGGUCCUUGCCAAGUUCCCACCAUCAGACCAAGAAAGCCAAAGAAUCAGAGACGUAACAAACCUAAACGUCCUGCCAAAAGCCGGAAAGAAGAACCUCAAAAAAUAUAUAUACUCCUGGCCACCACCACACCAAAAAGCAAACCUUUCAGAACCCAUAGCCCCGCUAGAAGGAUCACCACUAGGACGACCAGAACCCCCAGAAUCACUACUAGUACCACCACUAGCACCACCACUCCCAGCCCCAUGAAAUUUCAACAAAUAGUGAGCUUGAAACACCCCAUGGUCUCCGUUUCCAGGGCAGAAACCGCCUAUAAUAUUUACAACAUACCCGAUGUGGGUGAGGACUACGAGGAAAUAACCGAUUCCACUCUGUCCAUGUUUGUGCCAGAAGUGGGUCGUGUCACGGCAGGAUAUAGUAGCACCACCACAAGUACGACUAGUACCACUAGCACCACCACAGAGAAUCCUUUAAAAUUAACAACCACCAGAGUGCCCAGCUCUACGGAAGAGUAUGCAACCACGGAAAAGAGUGACCAAAGCACAACAGAGUUGCCAGAAAUAGCAUCUACGGUCUAUGAAAGCAGCACCGCACAAUCAAUGGAAAGCACCACAGAAAAAUAG